AACAAAACUACAGUGGAGAGUGACAUACCCAAAGUCAAUGGGUUAAGUGAGCUCAUGCUUAGCAUUUUGAAUUAUGAAUUUCCAGGUGAGAGAUUAUACCAUGAAGCAAACAAGUGCAUCAAAGGAUAAAAAAAUGAAAGUUUCUACAUCUCAGCCAAUUGCACUUGAUCCAUUGUCAUCAGUCCUAGAUGGACCAGAUCCUUUGAGUGACUUGCUUGGUUCAACUGAUCCACUUUCAGAGGCUGCAGUCAGUACCUCUUCUAGACAGGUGAUUGAAGACCUUGAUGAUGCUGAUAAUAUUGUCGCCAAAAACAAACAUAGUUCUUGGGAGCAACAGAGAACCUCCCUUCUUGUUAAGUUUACCACAACUGGAACACUGACAUUCACAUCAAGCUUUUUACAGCCAUCAGAUUCUGCUGAGAGCCGUGCUGUGCCUUCCCAGAGACGUGUGGUGAAAACUCAGACUGCCAUCACCGAAAGGCAUCGUACUCAAGGAAUGAGUGGCAGUGAACGCAUCCGUGCCCGCCUGGAACAGUUAGACUCCUUGGAUGAAAUCAGUGGGGGAACAAUACGGGAAGUUGGGGGUCUUACGCAGGAGGAGUUCACCCAGCGAUUGAUUGGGCUGAAGCAGGAACUGAUUCAGUCCUGGCAGACAGAUCAAAGAGUAAAAGCAUUGAAGAUUGCAAUACAGUGUGUAAAAUUAUUGUGUCUCUCAGCUCCAGAACAUUUUUAUCCUCAUAAAUUUGCACUGGUAAUGGAAAUCCUUGAGUGUCUUGGUACACUGGUUUGUCAGCGACUCAGAGUUAAAUCCAAAAAUGAUAAUUCACCCAUCAGCUGCAGUAAUGAUAUGAAGUUGGAAGCUCAGGAAAUAGCACGGAAUUGGUUCUACAAAGUUGCUUCAAUAAGGGAGUUACUUCCUAGGCUUUAUCUGGAAGCUGCUCUCUUGCCAUGCUAUUCCUUGCUAAAUUCCCAGGAAGGUGAGCAAGCUCUUGCCAGGUUAUCCCGAAUGAUAAGGGGCAUUGGUGAUCCCUUGUUAGCUGCAUAUGCACGAAUGUAUGUCUGCAAAGUGGGCUCUGAGGUAGCACCUAAUCUGACUCAGUACAUGUCAGAAGGUGUGGAAGAUUUUCUUCAAACAUUAAAACAGGGUUUGUGGCCAGAGGGAGAAGCUGAUGUAAACAUGGGAGAAGACAAGGAUACCUUGGCUGCUCGUGUCCUGUCACCACCCUUGGAAUGGAUGAUGCAGUGCUUAGCUCAGAGAGCUCCUCAUCAUGUGUUACAGAGUGUGUUACGUCAGUGUGAAGGAGGAGAAGGACUAGGACAGAAUCUACUUGUUGCAGCUGUUCUCAUUACUUUCCCACAUCACUUCAUUGCUCAGAAUGCCAUUGCCCUCACACAUCUUAUUGCAGGUUGCUCCCACCCAGGCAAGUCACAGCAUGAAUUGCUAUGUGACUUGGGAAGAUGUGUGAAUCAGGCAGCUCCAUCACAACAUCAGCAGCUGCCCUUACUAAAUGCUGUUUGGAAAUUUGUCACAAAAAUACCAGACGUAAAGGAUUACUUAACUACUGCUGGAAUUUGGCUUGAGUUUACUGCAAAACAUUUUACGGCAGUAGAAGUGAAUACAUUACUUGGAGAUGUGUUGAGACAUGUUGGAUCUGACCAAUCCCAUGAACUGGUGCAUUACCCAGCUCUCCUGGCACUAGUGUCAACAGCAUUAACUAAUUCUCCUGAUGCUCAAACACUCUUUACCAUGAAUCACUUCCAGGGAUUGCUUAGCGUUUUCCAAAGAGACAGCGUAAGCACUGGAGAUGGAGUAACUCGUGGGGUGGUUGAGGCUCUCUUAGCUCACCACCCAGGGGAUUUCACCGACCCUACCCUAGUUCAGCACCUCCUCACAUUCUGUGGUGCUUUACAUGAUUCAUUUAAUGCACUUACAACUGAUGAUGAAAAACGUCAAUUAUCGCUGUUGAUCACCUCCUUUAUUCAUCAAGUUAAUUUUGGAAAUGACUUCGAGCAACAGCUAGAUUUUUAUGUCAAUGCCAGAGCAGCUUUCUCUAAUCUGGAUUCAGUACUUGUCUCCCUAGUGCAGUGUGUGUGUCAGUUAGCCAUGGCAACAUGGGGAAAGGUGCGAGGCAUGCACACAGGCAAGACUGCAGCAUUUGUGAGAGCAUGUUCAGCCUACUGCUUUAUUACAGUGCCAUCUCUAGCUUCACCUGUGACUCGCCUUCGACUAUAUCUUCUUUCAGGGAGUGUUGCACUUUUAAAUAAUUGUUUAGGACAAGGAGAUGCAUGCAUGAAGGCAGCAAUUAGGGAGGUACUGGAAGUAGCUGGCACCCAGGAAACUAUCACAGGCAGUCAAAGUGGAGAGAUUCUUUGCCCAAUUGUUGCAAAUCUGGCCUCAGCCUUAAUUGCUACACCAGAUCCACCUGAUGUAUCACCCCCACUCUAUCUCUUACGAGGCCUUACAAAUGCUGUCAGAACAUAUCCCUGGCCUAAAGAUACUGAUCUUCAAGCAAUGAUGUCAAUUUCAUUGCUUCAUGCUCUAUCUGCUGCUGCUCAGGAUGUCUUGCCUUACCACAUACAAUCUGUUGAGGGCAAUGACGCCCUCUAUGGGGGGGAUCCUCUUGUCAAACAGGAAGCAGAACAGUUAUCUUCAGUCUUACUACAGGAUAUACUUUUACAUAUAAAGGGAUUAACUGGCAUUCAAGAGAAAAGAAGUGGGCCUUUGACUCAGGGACUGUUUUGGUGUAUCAUAACCUGGAGUGACUUAUCUCAAACACCAGUGAUGAAUUUGGCAGUCUCUGUGUGGGCUUUAGUUAGAAAGCAUAAUUCUGCCCUGAUAUUGAUGCAGAUGAAGAAAGCUCUCUCUAAGCGUGCAGCUCUCCUGAAAGAUUCCAAUCUUAUUGAACUAAUUAACCAGUGAGGGGUAAACAUCAAUUUUAUUAUAUAUUUUUUUGAUUAGGAAAGAUAGUUCAGAUUUUUUUUUAAUAACAGAAGACAUAAUCUUCUGUGAUAUGUAUUCUCACUGAAGUAGUGAUCUGAUUGAAAAUGUAAUAACAGUGGCAGGUUAGCAUCAUUUUCUUCAUUGGGUUCAGUUUUCUUAUGUACCAGUGGGUAAUGAUUAUAUAGCUUUGAUGAAAAUAUGAAAUUAACCAAUUGCCGAUGGGCAUGGCAUGUAGGUACUUGCCAUUCCCACUGUUAGUUUACUUGUUUAAUUGUUAUACUUGUACUAAGUCACCAAUGAGCCAGUUAUAAGUACUGCCUGUCUCACCCAUUCACCCUUUUCAUUGAUUUACGAAAAUAUUUUACGUUAUCUUAUUUUGCUG
Molecule: messenger RNA, 3323 nt
Organism: Penaeus chinensis
Lineage: Eukaryota; Metazoa; Arthropoda; Malacostraca; Decapoda; Penaeidae
Product: VPS35 endosomal protein-sorting factor-like
Exons: 20
Coding region: 74-2920 (948 amino acids)
Biological process (GO): endocytic recycling
Cellular component (GO): endosome
Source: RefSeq, a predicted model, not a curated record